Xyrichtys novacula (pearly razorfish) is the source of this 4740-nucleotide messenger RNA. Lineage: Eukaryota; Metazoa; Chordata; Actinopteri; Labriformes; Labridae. The record is from the annotation of a GenBank genome assembly.
AUGGAAGCCACUCAGAGCCCAGAGGAAUCCGUGAGGAGGGAAAUCAUUGCUUGAUUUUCAGGAGGAAAAAAAAACAAAACACGCAAAAAACAAAAAAGUCAUGCAAAUGUAAUAUUUCAGCGUUUGGAGAUGGGGUGAUAACGCGGCGCUGAUUGAUGUAUUUUCCUUUUCCUCUUCUGAUUUCUCUCAGGGACAGAAGACGAGUGGCGCUGAAGUGGUUCCCCUCCUGGUGUGUGAAUGGGUGGGGGGGUCCUUUGUGGUGAAGAAUCAAGAGUUGAAGUCAACACAGGUGGGUCCUUUUUGUUUUUACGUUUACAGUGGAAAACACAGAGCAGGUGACGGGGAAUAACUUCUUCUUCUUGGUAAAGUUUAAAACUCAGAAAUUGUGGAAUAGAAAAGAGAUUUCACUUGAGGCCGGUUGAGGAGUCUGGGGUACAAACUUUUUCACGUUCAUUUCCACCAAAGCUAGAAAGUUCAUAAUGGUGGAGGACAUCCUAAACUUCGCUUUGGUGCUUCAUUUACUUUUCUUUUUAGGGUUCUUUUCAAAAUAAGAGUGUAUUAAAAGGUUAAAUCAGUCGAUGCUUUGGCAAACAGGAGUAUUUUUCUCAACUCUUGGGAUUUAUGGUGCUCUGGAAAAACCCUCUCAUUACCUUGACUGAAAAAACUAUUUCUGGAAAGAUGUUUUACCACACAGCUUGUUGGUGGAAACAGAUAUCUGCCUCCCCUCACACUACUUUGAUUUAAAGACUACAACUCUGUUUGCUUGGACAUGCUCGGUCCUCCUCUGUGCUCGAGUGUCUUCGGUAAACACUCGAUGGCGGCAGUUGUGUGUGGCCAGCGUCGGCUCACCUCGCACAGCAUGUUGAUUUCAUUAGGAGCUCUUUAGAGGGGGGUUAGCAGUGCUGUGAUGUUGCGCCUGUUCUGCCAAAAGUCAAGUCUAUAUGCAGUUGUUCGAAUGUUUACAGGGAAGGUCUUGGACAGCAGGCCACCGGUUUAUCCUUAUGCAAUAUGUAGCUCAGCGUACGCUCCACCAAAAGAGAGAAUUAUGUCGGGGAAGGGAAUGUAAUUGGUUCGUCCACUGUAUUAUACAAUACAGCUUGAGCUUCAUGGAUUAAGAAUUGGGACAUCCAGCAUACACAUACACUCUGUCACACACAUACACACACACACGCAUACACUGAAUAGAUAAGAGUGGUUAAUCUUGAUUAGAGCAGUGUGAAUGCUGAGAAAUACGGUGCCCUGACAAACAUCUGCCCUCCACACAGCCGAGUGGGAUAAACCAAAGUGAUUAUUGUGGAAAUGUCAGGCGAGGUAGGUAGUAAGAGCAAGUGGAACGAGAAGGAGGGGGAGGUGGAUAUGACACGAACAGAGGCAUGACAUGAGCGCUCCAGUUCAGAGUCAACUCUGCACGUCUCUGGGUGACAGAUUUUUUUUUUUUUUUUUUUUUCUUUUUACUUGAUGUAAGGUUGACUUUGUGAAGGCUGGGUUUGAUGGAGAAGCUGCAGUCAGGAAAUAGCAACGGUCUCAAAUAGGGAAGUGUGAUCCAAGAGUAUUCAAAGCAACUGCAGCCUCAUAAAUUAAAUGUCCUAGAUUCAAACACAUGAUUCAUUAUCUCAGCGUAAAGUUAUUUAGAUUAGUUAACCUUUUUAUUUUCUCAGAUGGCGAAAGAAAACCCGUCAAUCUUAUGGUUUUGGCAAUUUUCUGUGUUGAUAGUCCCAACUAGUAAUAGAUUAGGGUGGUUAAAUACUCUGUUCUGGUCGGUCAAACCCCUAAAAACAAAACUCAGUUCUCAAUAUUAAGAGUGAUACCGGGGACAGCCACCACCAAGGGAGUCUGGCAUAUUCAUAAUUUUCACAAUGUGGCAAAAAAAUUCAAAUAACUUAUAUAUUUUUUAAACUACUUCCUGUUUAUUUGGAGAGCACUGAACUUUAGAUAAGUGGUUGAUAGCUGACCAGUCACCACCAAUGAAAAAAAGACAAGAGAAGGGAAAAUGAACAGAAACUAGCGUUGGGUUUGACCUAUUGAAGAGCUAAGGGAAAGAGACAUCAACCAAAGUGAAGAAAACAGACAUAAAGCAACCAUUUAUAGCAACCUCGAUAUAGACAUUGCUUUUUUCUACAAGAAAGUGUUAAGUGUCAAGUUUAAUGUCAUCUACAUUAGUUAAGCCGGAUAGACGUAAAUGUGAAUGAAAAUAGUAAGUUGAAUGUUAACUGGACCCCAAGCAGACUGGAAAUAAUGCAGCUGCCAUGACAACGCCUCAAGCCCUCAAAUCUAAGGGACUAUUUUUUCAAGCUGCAUGAAUAAAUUAUUCAUAAAUCAAUAAAAUCAUCUUCAAAUCAGUACUUGGUUUCAGCUUAUUUGCAUAUUGAGUCGGUAGCAGGGUUUGACCUCAAUGGGGUUCUAUUUCACACAAACACCUACUCACUUUACAUUGUUUCUUACAUAAGUAACAGAACAGUUUUUCCGGCUGAAAGUCAGUUUAUUUUAGUUUGUAGAGUUGGUUUGACCGCUGCAGUAAGUCAGUAAACUUCUAACCAUUUGAGUUCAACAACAAUUUAAGUAAUGGUAGAUGUUGAAACAGUUAAUCAAUUCUUAACUACCAAGUUUCAUUUCAGUUCGUUAAGGUUUGCCUUAGUGCGAGAUGUAAACCUCAGAGGAGAUCAAACUAAGAGAAACUUGGUAACUACUAAACAAGUGUCAGGCAGUUUUCGGUUGAUUGUCCAAUCAGUUUGUCGAUUGGAGCGGUUUUGGCACCCAGUAAAGUGCCAAUUGGUUAACAUCUGAGGCUCGCCAGGUUGGUCUUUGUUGCUCCAGUCAGAGCUCUAAUGAAUAAUUGCUUUCCUCUGUGAAAUGUGAGGGGUGCAGACAUUCUGUUAACCUCUCUGAAGGGAAAAAAAAUGCUGGAAAAAAAAAAAAUCCCCUUCCUGUCAGUGGUCUCUGUUUCUCUCUGUUCUUGUGAGAUCUGGAACUGAUAAGUGUGAGGCCUCUAGUAACUGAACAGGAAGGAUAGAGGGUCUGGCCUCGGAGUCUCAGAGCCCCUGCGCACAUGUCCACCUCCCCUCCUCUGCACUGGCAAACAAAGAGCUGAGCCUGCCACUUAACUUCAAGUUUCAAAACAUUUAAGCCUAUUAGAAGGAUUAUUAUUGCUUGUUGGAGUGAACUCUGGUUCUGAAGAGAUUUCUGUUGAAUAUAAUAACAGGGAGGCAUUUAGAUUAACUAGACCUUGGCCAAAUUAAUGCUUAGCAGCGGCUUCACACCCGGGCCCAAUCAUAACUCCCUUGUUCCACUGACUGGUGUUGAGUCAAGUGGAAGUACUUUAUUAAACAAGCACAUGGCAGAGCAGUGAGAGUUUAACAUUGAACCAGAACACCCAGAGGUCUGAAUGACAAGCUGUGAGACUGAUAGCGGUGAUUGGGAUGUUGUGGUGUCUACACAUAGAUGUUUCCUAAAGCAGGAAGAAACCACAAACAGAACACAGCUAAAGAUGAACUUUUCACUCUGAAUUGUGACAACGGUCGGUGGACGCGGGUCAGAAAUAUCAGGUUUGUGAAACUGCAGGUGUAAAAGAGCACAGAGUUGAACUAUUUUACUCACACUUAGAGGAGUCUUUUGGUGAGACUGUCAUGGGGACAAAACAAGCGUCUAAAAUGUGGGUAGAAGAACCUGAAUAACUCUUGGGAAGCUAAUAGAAAUAAAUAAACAACCUUUUACAAACAUUAACCAACACAAAGCUCUUUGUAUGUUCAAAACAAACCAAUGUGUAGUUGUUUAAACCAAAAUUUCAUUUCCGACAAGUUCGAAGAUAAGAAAACACUUGCGAAACAGUCAGACGCAACUAAGCAGGGGAUCGCAACUUAGUUAGCCGAGUGUGGCAAAGGUUAGCCGAGCUCACUGAUCCAGUUCGGUGGUUGUAUGCUAGUUUACCUGGACACAGCGUACAAACAAGUUUGAUUACAUGUCUAGAUCGAAAUACCACCACACAGGGCUGUGCUACGAGAUGCCAACUCCCUCCUGUGUCUGUUUACAUCAUGAUAGUAGAGCGACAUGGUAGUAGCUAUUUACUGGUUCUACAUCCUUGACAACUGUUGUGAGGCUGUGCUACAGUUUAGACAAUGUAUGAUGGAUAUUCUUAUAAAAACAACUCACUUUACCAACCACUGAAUCCCACCGAACGUGCACAUCCCUACCCUAACCCUAACCCUACCCGUAUCCACCUAUUUAUUAUUUUAUCACUGGGUUUGUCUCACUCAUGGAAGCUUCAUCUGGUCCCAUCUUGUUCUCACAAUACCUCCCCUUGAAAUAAAACAACUUUGGGAGUCUAUGGGCAUAUCUUUUUCAGCCCUGAGAUGUUCCAGGGUGGUAUUCUUCCCAUGAGAAAGUGCGAGAUAACGUGCCAGCGUGACAGCUGAAUUAUUAGCCCAUUAGUCACCGCAGAGAGAAAGAGGUGGAUGAACAUGGCAUCCAUCAAGAAAGCGCCUAUUUUUUCACAGAUAGCCUUCCCCGAAUGCCGCCCAGAAGUCUUGUAAGUCUCUCCCACUGAUGUAGGAGUCAGAGGACCGGGGUCAGGGAGCAGAGCUGGAGUUUUCCCGGCGCUCCUCUGCUGCUGAUGAUGACCUGCCUGCUUGUCCCGAGGAGCAGAGCAGCACAACACAGAGGCAGGACUCAGUGUACCGGACUAAAAAUAGACGAGGCGUCAACCGCUCUUUGCUGUGGAUGCUCGUGCUUGAUAGUGCACGCUGA